AGAGUUCGAUCCGGCCCAGUAAACAUGUGGCCCGGCCGGUGCCGAGGCUGACACCCGUCAUUCUUCUUUAGGGCAUCGUCUACUUGGGAAUACGUCCGUCGUGCGCCAUCUCUCGCCUUCGAUUCCAUCAGCCGAACGGCGAUUCUCUCUUCUGUGAUCCAGUAAGAGGCGAUGAUUAGAAAUAUUUUGAACAACACAUGGAGGAAAGGAAGCCAUGCAAUGGAUUAUGGAGAUAGGACUCUUUCAUUUGUUUGUCGGCGUUGUUUCCAUGAUGGAAAGGUCCUCAGUGGCCCUAGAAGUUUCUUUGGUGUGGAAGAUUUCUUGGAUGAUGACAACAGCAGACCAUACACAUACAAGAAGGAAAAGAGACCAAAGAGCCCACAUAAACAUAUUUCAUUCAAGCAGCGUACAAUAGCUUAUAUGGAGCCCUUCUCGCUUGAUGUCUACAUAUCCAAGCGGUUUGUCUCAGCUUCCGUCACCCAUAGGGUGACAUGCAAGCAGGUUGCAGUUGCAGGAACCAACUCCAAGGAUAUAAAGGCAGUUUUAAAGUCGAGAUCUGAUAUACCUGCAUGCUUAGCGGUUGGGCGGUUCUUAGCAGAGAGGGCAAAAGAAGCUGAUGUAUACACUUGUACUUACACUCCCAGGGAAAGGGACAAGUUUGAAGGGAAAAUAAGAGCUGUUGUUCAGUCUCUCAUAGACAAUGGAAUCGACGUAAAAGUUUAUCUCGAUUGAUAUUUAAUGUGCUCGAGUACUCGAUGACUGUUUUUCGGGUCAAAAUUCCGAGAAUUCUGGGUAUCAAUUUAUCUUCAAUGAGAAUUUGGAGGUCCAAUUUUUUGUUC
Musa acuminata AAA Group (dessert banana) is the source of this 839-nucleotide messenger RNA. RefSeq lists its product as uncharacterized. The record is from RefSeq and is a predicted model, not a curated record. The transcript is spliced from 3 exons. Gene Ontology annotation, biological process: translation. Gene Ontology annotation, molecular function: 5S rRNA binding; structural constituent of ribosome. Gene Ontology annotation, cellular component: ribosome. The coding region runs from base 172 to 732 and encodes 186 amino acids. Lineage: Eukaryota; Viridiplantae; Streptophyta; Magnoliopsida; Zingiberales; Musaceae.